Molecule: messenger RNA, 500 nt
Organism: Saccostrea cuccullata (small rock oyster)
Lineage: Eukaryota; Metazoa; Mollusca; Bivalvia; Ostreida; Ostreidae
Exons: 6
Coding region: 1-453 (150 amino acids)
Source: RefSeq, a predicted model, not a curated record
AUGCCAUCUUUACCAAGAAUCAUAAUUUAUUUUGUGUUUAAGUCGACCACGACCGUGCCUGAUUCUGCUCAGGAGGAAAACAGGAUGUUAGCAGAGGCACGAAGAAUGUCCUCCAUUUUGUUCCAAAGCCCCUUGGAUGAAAAGCGGGUUUUACAGGCCAAAAAGAUGAGCCAAACGGCUAUUCAAAAUGCCUUCUCAGCGGCUGCCGAGAAGGGCAGGAAUGAUGAAACAAUGGCCCAGACAAGCAGUACUUCCAGCCCUGCUGUCAACAGGGUCAUGUCCAGGACACUGGAGAUGGAGGCCAAGAAGAUGUCAACCACAUCAAUUAAUAAUGCUUUUGCGAAGGCUGCAAUCGAAAACCGAUUGGCUACAGUUGCUGAGCCCAGACGGGGUGUUUUCUCCCGAAUCCUAAACUUCUUUAGUUGCACUUCUUGCUGUGGCAGGAGAAAUUAAUGACUUAUUAAUUAAUCAUUAAUUAUGUGUAUAAUGUAUAUUUUGAU